GUUGACCCCCGAUUGGCUAGGUAAACCCUGUAAGUAUGCAGCUAGCACUGAGCAAACGCAGUUUUCGUAGAUUUUUGACAUCGUUAUCUCCUAAUCGCUGUGUUCGUUGUGCCAUUGCAAAAGUUAUAAGAAGAGUCAGUUCAAACUGAAAUUAGUUUUGAAAUUAGUUACAGAUUCACACAUGCGUAUGUUUAAAAUUUCAGUGUUCAAAAUUGUAUGAACGACCUUACUUUCCGUGGUGAAUUUGUAGUUUAAGUGCAAGAAAUUACAGAAAAAUGGCUAACUCAUCCAUCAGUGAAAUAGAUCAAACAGCAGUGUUGGUAACCCAUCUUGCACAGAUUUGCUUUAACGCUGAUAAUGCGGACGUCACCUUUAUCGUGAAGGGCGAGCAUCUACCAGCACAUCGGAUCAUACUGGCGACCAGGAGUGAAUACUUUCGGGCGCUAUUAUACGGUGGACUGAAGGAGUCAAAGCAGAAUGAGAUUACACUCGAUAUUCCGGCAAAAGCAUUCAAGUAUCUGAUGAAAUAUAUCUACACCGGCCGUUUGUCACUAAAGCAGAUGAAGAACACCGACAUUCUAGAUAUACUUGAGUUAGCUCAUCAGUAUCGGUUUGUCGACUUGCAGACGGCUAUUUCGGAUUACCUUUGCAAAGUUAUUUGCAUGGACAAUGUGUGUUAUAUAUCAAGAACUGCUUGUUUAUUAGACCUUAACAGCUUAUCCACUGCAUGCUACACAUUUAUGGACAAGAAUGUGAGCAAUGUGAUGAAGCCGCAUAUAUUCCGUAAUAUCUCCUAUGAGGCCCUGUUCGGUUUAUUAAAGCGGAAAACUUUUAACACUGACCAAGUGAAUAUUUUCAAAGCUGUUCAUGAUUGGUGCCGAUUCAAUGAAGCAAAACCAGAUAAAGCUGAGAAGCUCUAUAAUCAGGUACGGUUUACGCUGAUGUCUCGGCAUAACCUGCUGAAUGUGGUGCGGAGUACAAAUGUCCUGGAUCCGAAUCGUCUGUUGAAUAUAAUUGCUGAGAAAGAGAAGUCAUCGGAAUUGCCUCAUCGAGCUUCAUCCUUGCUAGAGAUGACUCUACUCAACGAUAUGAUUAAGUGGUACUUCUCAGGUGCAACAUCAUGGAGCUGGAUUGGUGUAAUCGACUUGGAUAAACUUUUCAUGGUCAACUGUAUUCGAGUGGAAAAGUCAAAUAAAUUGUAUUCUAACUAUCAGAUAGAAGUUUCACACGAUCAACAGUGUUGGACCCAAGUUGCCCCACGUACAGGAUCCUUUAAUUUUUGGACCGUAGCCCAGUUUCGGAAUAGGCUUGUUCGUUUCAUUCGUAUUUCUUUCGUCAGAGAAACAGAGGACAUUGCAUCCAUUGAAGUAAUGUACAAUAAAAAUUAAAACGAUUAAAUGCAGAGAUCCCUGCAAGUAAAGUUGAA
This is a messenger RNA of Anopheles gambiae (African malaria mosquito), 1426 nucleotides long. Its product is annotated as BTB/POZ domain-containing protein 9. Bases 276 to 1388 code for a protein of 370 amino acids. The transcript has 2 exons. Gene Ontology annotation, molecular function: protein binding. The record is from RefSeq and is a predicted model, not a curated record. Gene Ontology annotation, biological process: adult locomotory behavior; modulation of chemical synaptic transmission; circadian behavior. NCBI's taxonomy places the organism in Eukaryota, Metazoa, Arthropoda, Insecta, Diptera, Culicidae.